This is a messenger RNA of Nicrophorus vespilloides, 955 nucleotides long. RefSeq names its product vesicle transport protein SEC20 (gene Sec20). The record is from RefSeq and is a predicted model, not a curated record. Gene Ontology annotation, cellular component: endoplasmic reticulum; SNARE complex. NCBI's taxonomy places the organism in Eukaryota, Metazoa, Arthropoda, Insecta, Coleoptera, Silphidae. Gene Ontology annotation, molecular function: SNAP receptor activity. The transcript has 2 exons. The coding region runs from base 135 to 809 and encodes 224 amino acids. Gene Ontology annotation, biological process: retrograde vesicle-mediated transport, Golgi to endoplasmic reticulum.
AUUUUCAAAUUGAAAUAGAUCUGGCGAAGCUGAGCGCAAUCUAUUGUUGUUUACAAAAAGUAUAGCUGGUUGCGCGAUCUUGAGUUGUGUCAGUGGUUGUUGCCAGGUUUUUGUUAUGUUCUAGCAAUUCCACGAUGGACUCCACCAGGUUUAAGGUGAACUGCUUGCGGCAGGACAUCACCCAGCACAAUCUGCAGUUGAAGGCGCUCAUCCAAGACAUCAAUGCUUGUGAAGGCCCUCUGGCGGAGCUCAAGAAUCUAAAUGGCGCGGGACGUUCGAAAAUAUCGGCGCUCCGCAAGUUUAUCGACAGCUACACAGACAUCGCGAAGGAUAUCCGUGACGAUGAGCUGCUGCGGGAGGUGGUGCUAUACAGGGAGCAGCUGUCUACAUCGAUGGACCACUUCAAGGAGGCCAACAUAAAGAGCAUGAAAACUAUUGAAGCGAGGAUGAAGGAGAUGCUGAUGAAGAAGGUGAAUGUCGAGGAUGGCCUUAGGAUGCGACAGAAGAGGGAUAAGGAGGGAAUGGCGAAGAUGAGUUCGAGCGUAACAGAUCAAUUGUUGUCCAUCAGUAGGCAACUAGCGGACACGACUAAGAGGAGUGCAGCAACUUUGGAUACUCUUGUAAUUUCAUCGGAUAACGUCGUUGGUACUCAGGAAGAGCUUAAAAGCACCUCCGGUACAAUAACGCAAUCCGGGAAAUUACUUGCCAAGUACGGACGUCGCGAAUUUACAGACAAAAUCCUGGUUUUCUUUGCAUUUGCGUUCUUUGCUGCUUGCGUCAUUUACAUCGUCCAGAAGAGGGUGUUUUAAAUCUUAAAAUCGUGUAGGAAAAUUAAAGCAGGAUUCCACUUUUUCCGGAUGUAAAUGGUAAGGAUACGUUAAUUCUUGCUCAGACGUCAUGUAUUUUUUUGUUGUUUAUUAUAGUUAUUAUUAUAAAAUAAACACCUCCGGAAUUG